Vicia villosa (hairy vetch) is the source of this 1615-nucleotide messenger RNA. Its product is annotated as 2-oxoisovalerate dehydrogenase subunit alpha 1, mitochondrial-like. The record is from RefSeq and is a predicted model, not a curated record. The transcript is spliced from 9 exons. Bases 109 to 1503 code for a protein of 464 amino acids. Gene Ontology annotation, molecular function: oxidoreductase activity, acting on the aldehyde or oxo group of donors, disulfide as acceptor. Gene Ontology annotation, biological process: branched-chain amino acid catabolic process. Lineage: Eukaryota; Viridiplantae; Streptophyta; Magnoliopsida; Fabales; Fabaceae.
AUCCCACUUCCAUCACGUGUAUCAUCGUCAUCGUCAUUAUCAUUAUCAUUGAUUUCCCUUAUUAGAAAGAUAGCUAGCCUCUUCAUUGUUCAAUUCAAUCAUAUACUCAUGGCAACCUUGUUAUUUAGAAAAUCUAGGACCAUAUUACUUCACCAACAUCUUCAAAAUAACCUACCCUUCUUGUUAGGAACAGGAACACGAUCACGAUUACCAUUUUCUUCUCACCCAUUUCUUCCAUCAUCAUCGCGUUAUGAAUCUACAGAGGCUCAGCCACAAUUGGAGGAUUUGCAGCCUCAUGUCACUCACCAUGAUGAUCAGAUGCUUGAUUUUCCUGGAGGGAAAGUUGGAUUCACUUCUGAAAUGAGGUUCAUUUCUGAUACUUCUCACAUAAGGGUUCCUUGCUAUCGUGUCCUUAACGACGAUGGCGAGCUCAUGAACCACACCAAUCAUGUUCCGGUUAGCAAAGAAUUGGCAGUGAGAAUGCAUUCUGAGAUGGUCACUCUCCAAACAAUGGAUAGCAUAUUCUAUGAGCUGCAGAGGCAAGGAAGAAUUUCCUUCUACCUCACUACAUCAGGAGAAGAAGCUGUUAACAUUGCAUCAGCAGCUGCACUUUCUUCUCAUGAUGUUAUCUUGCCUCAGUACCGGGAGCCUGGAGUUCUGUUAUGGCGUGGUUUCACUCUGCAACAAUUUGCUCACCAAUGCUAUGGAAACACAAAUGAUUUUGGUAAAGGAAGACAAAUGCCAAUACACUAUGGUUCUAACAAACACAAUUACUUCACAGUUUCAUCGCCUAUUGCAACACAACUUCCUCAAGCUGUAGGCGCUGCUUAUUCGCUUAAAAUGGACGGAAAAAGUGCUUGUGCAGUAACUUUUUGUGGAGAUGGAAGUACUAGUGAGGGAGAUUUUCAUGCUGCUAUGAACUUUGCAGCAGUAAUGGACGCACCAGUUGUUUUCAUAUGUCGUAACAACGGAUGGGCCAUUAGUACCCCUGUCGAAGAACAAUUUCGAAGUGAUGGUAUUGUGGUGAAAGGUCAAGCUUAUGGGAUAUGGAGUAUCAGAGUAGAUGGAAAUGAUGCUCUUGCUGUUUAUAGUGCAGUUCAUACUGCACGCGAAAUUGCUAUCAAAGAACAAAGACCAGUUUUAAUUGAGGCUCUUACUUAUAGAGUAGGACACCAUUCUACAUCUGACGAUUCAACUAAGUAUCGAUCAACCGGUGAAAUCGAAUACUGGAAGAUGGAAAGGAAUCCAGUGAACAGAUUCAAAAGAUGGGUUGAAAAGAACGGUUGGUCGAGUGAAAAGGAUGAAUUGGAGCUUAGAAGCAGUGUUAGGAAGCAAUUAAUGCAUGCAAUUCAAGUGGCAGAGAAAGCACAAAAACCUCCACUUGAGGACAUGUUUACUGAUGUCUAUGACCAAGUUUCAUCAAACCUUGAAGAGCAAGAAAGAGAACUUAGAAAAACUAUUGAGAAGCAUCCCAAAGAUUAUCCUUCUGAUGUUCCUUUGUAGAUAUAUUUAUUGGCAACUCAAAUAACCAUCUGUACUGUGAAUUUGAAUGUCAAAAUGUAAAAUAAAGUUGGGUGUUGCAUUGCAUAUUCUUCUGAUAUUAUUUUAUUUUGAA